GGGAGAUGCCUCCCUUGCCUUCGACAACGAUGGAAGCAGAGUCUAUCAAGUUGCAGUCUACCUCGGGGCCUACGCAACCAGAGCUCUCUGUCCUCGAGCAGGUCGAGGUGAAGGUCCACGUCAAGCACGAUUCAUCACCUCGGCUCAAGCGGUGUUCUUCGCUACCACCUUUUGUUGAUUCUCUUUCUCCCUUCAUCGACUCUCCGUCCCCCUUCAUCGACUCUCCCCUGCCUCUCACUGAGCACUCCUCGGGUGUCUUGGGAGGAAAUAGCAACACUGAGCUCCUAGCUGAAGUCACCUCACUAUGCCACGACCUGCAGUUGUCAACUUACGAGUAUGCCACCCUCGAAGACCGCUACGGGAAGCUAUGGAGCCGACACCUUGAGCUCCGGAAGACAGCUUCUGCAUACGAUGAUAUCAUUCGAGGCUUUCCUUCCCAUGAAGGACAGACCGUCAGUAUCGAUCAGUUACAAUCUGAAGCUGGCCGUGAGGGUCUGCGAGCGAAAGCUCUCGAGGCAGACAUUCUCAGGCCCACCAUACGAGAGGCUGGUGGAUUGCAGGCUCUAGUGUCGCAGGCGAACCUUGUAAACUCGCUGAUUGAACAAGCAGGCGGUUUACAAAAGUUGGUAGAGUCAUUAUCAGAGACGCACACACUUCGAAAGAAAGUGGAAGACAUGGCCGAGACGUCUAGGCACGAGUCCCAACAACACACCUCGUUGAUGUGCGAACUGGCGGAGGUCAGAACCAAGGCUCAAAAGUACGAGAAACUUCAGCAAGCAUUCGCCACGAUCCAGAAGGAGCCUGCCGAUUCUCACUCUAAACAACAAGGCCUCGCGUAUCCAAGCUUGACCGUCGGCCGGGAUAUGAACCAGUCUCGGAAAGCUUCCAUGCUCGCCAGUUCGCAGUCUACGAGAAGCAACGCAUCAUCUGUGUCUAUAACCAUGAACCCCGAACGAGCAAGACUGUUGUCUGGUGCCUCCUUCGAUAGCGGUUUCGGGCGCGACUUGCACAAUACAUCACCUCCUCCUGUAUUCCAACCUGAGAGAAAGACAGGCGCAAACAGUGUGCCGCUGAGAGCUCCUCUCGGCCUUCCAUGGCGGGCCGAUUUGAAUUACGGACGCCUGAAUGCAAAGCGCAAAGAGCCAGGAGAAGCAUCAGGAAACGUAGCAAAGCGGCCACGUCUCAAUGUUGAGCGAGCUUCGGCUAUGGUUCACGGAUCAUUGGCAGGACAAGCUCAGCCCAACACCAACAACUUCGACUCUCUUCUGAAGCAGCACAGUCGAAUCCCUGGUAACACUCCAGAGACACACGCUCGUGUAGACAAGCUGGCGUUCCAAUUGUUACCUAUGGCUUGGCCUAUUUCAAUGUCACUGCCAGUGUUGAUGUCCCAAAAGGUUGGUGUUGCAUCUGAUAUCAAACCGGGUGGUUGGAUUGUCGAGCAUGUACCUCGAGUGCAUACAAUAACGACCGAGCCUAUUCAGACCACUUCGACAGAGGAGACUAACGUCAAGUUGGAGGAGGGCGAGUUAGAGGAUGACGAUCAGAAGCCACAGAUUAUGGCGCUCUCAAAGUGCCAGUUGUCCGUCCAGGCUGCUAUGGGGCUCAAGCGCUAUCCUAUUGCGUUCUUUCAUGGGGCGCCCGAUCCAAAGCAAGGUAUCUGUAAAGGGCUAAAAGCUGGCAACAUUCCUUCUCACGUAGCAGACUUUCUUGCCAAUGAAUUGUCAAAAUUCAUCAGCAACUCGAACGUUCACUUGUGGAACUCGAUGCCCCCGAACAAGAACAUAUGUAUCCUCAGUUACCUGAUCGACGGUCAUAGACCUUCAGAUCAACCUCAACCACGUAGGGCCUGUUCGGUAUGUUCAUCUGAAGACCAACAGCCCAGACCAUGCGCCAUGCUCCAGGACUUCUUCGGUGCUCGGAUAGUUAUCUUCCUACCGCUACACGAAAAACAAAGGAACAAGAUUGGCUGUAAGGACAGAGGGUUUUGGGUAUUGGGUGCUCAGUAG
Molecule: messenger RNA, 2006 nt
Organism: Dothidotthia symphoricarpi CBS 119687
Lineage: Eukaryota; Fungi; Ascomycota; Dothideomycetes; Pleosporales; Dothidotthiaceae
Exons: 2
Coding region: 6-2006 (666 amino acids)
Source: RefSeq, a predicted model, not a curated record